Molecule: messenger RNA, 3808 nt
Organism: Anarrhichthys ocellatus (wolf-eel)
Lineage: Eukaryota; Metazoa; Chordata; Actinopteri; Perciformes; Anarhichadidae
Gene: wdr31
Product: WD repeat domain 31
Exons: 10
Coding region: 345-1481 (378 amino acids)
Molecular function (GO): protein binding
Source: RefSeq, a predicted model, not a curated record
UCGCUACGGAGAGAGGGAUGGGUCUGUUGUAGUUUAAAGACACUUCUGUGUUGUUUCCCACGCAGUUAGAACAGCUCACUACUAUGGCAGUCUGGGAGAAAUGCUUUUCCGUCGUUGCGACAACGACUUUACCACGUUUUAACGUGUGUAUAACCACGUUUUGGUGCUACUAGUACAUUAUCUUGGCAUGACAGAUAAAGAUUAAUUAGCAUGCUAGCGAGCUAGCCACAGCCUCAGCAUCACACAGCGACCACACCUGCCGGUGACAGGCUUGGAAAGUGCCUUGAUCUGCUGCCCCGUUAUCGUCCCCACCGCUCACUAAAGGCAAGGAUAGACAUUUAUGGAUGCAACAAUGGUCUCUGUUCUGGUUUGUUAGUAUAUUUCUCUCUGUGUGUCGGUGUGGCUGCAGGUUCCUGGCAGACAUGGGCAAACUACAAAGCAAGUUUCGCAAGAGGUCGGACCUCUACAGGGCGUCUCAGGGGGAGAAGCCCGAUAAUACCUUCGACAGUCAGGUGAUGCAGUAUGAACCUGCCCAUCAAGGCUCCAUCAACACUGUCACCAAUCUUAGCCCAGAUUUGUGUGUUUCUGGUGGGAGUGACCAGGCUGUGGUGGUGUAUGACUGGAAACAAGGCCGGAUGUGCCAGUCCUUCCAGGGUCACAACCGAGAGGUUACCAAGGUGCUGUGCUAUCCAGGCAGUACAUGGAUCUUUAGUGCCUCACGGGACAAGACUGUUCUGAUGUGGGACCUAAACCAGGGGGACGAACCUAUUCAGGAGUUUUGCGGGCAUGAAUUGGUGGUCAAUGGACUAGCCAUCAGCCCUGAGGGGAGAAAGCUGUGCACCGGUUCUCGUGACAACUGGAUGUGCCUGUGGGAUAUAGAAUCUGCAAAAUGUGAACAGAGACACAACAUUUCUAGAAACCUGGUGACUCAUGUGUGCUGGGUGCCAGGCAGCUCCUCUGUAGUCCAGACCUCCGAGGAUAAGACCAUAAGGGUGUGGGACAGCCGGGCAUGGCAGGUGACCAAUACUUUUCCAGCCAAGCAAUACAUCCAGACCCACUGUGAUGUUUCUCCAAACGGAAACUACUUGAUGUCCAGUAGCAAUGGCUCUGGAAGCCAGGGCUGCGAAGCCACGCUCUGGGACCUGCGUCAGCCCGGCUGUAAAGUAGUGGAGUACAGAGGUCAUAUGCAGACCGCCGCCUGCUGUAUGUUUCUGCCUACGGCUCCUGGUGGCGCAGCUCAGGUAGCUACAUCCUCCCAUGACAGCUCCGUCAAGAUCUGGGAUCAGAACACAGCAGUCUGUUUAGGGACGUUGUUUCUGGAUGGUGCUGGUCCACUGCUUGGUCUGGCCCCCACUGACUCCACCAAUCUGCUGUGUGCCAGCUUCAACAACGGCCUCCAUCACAUCCAGCUGGGCCACGGAUCCGGGGCAGAGUCCGGUGGAGUCGGUGGCAUGGACUUAAAAGUUGUGGCACGCUUCUGACCGCCCGGAGGAGCCUGGUGUGACUCGUAACGCUGACCUGUGAACAGCCAGCUACUCAGUGAGCGGAUCACUGGAUUAGGACGUCAUGUCUGUCCUUUUGUUUUCUUUUUUUACUAUUUUACACAUUUCUAUUGACAUUUUUGCUUUACUAGACUGUAUGUUUGGAGGAUGCACCUUUUGUCCAGCAAAGCCACCUGGAAGCCCGUCACAGCUGCUCUUCUGGGAGACUGGUCUGUAAGUCAUAUUGCCCCUCAAAGGACUUUAAACAAAAUGAUCCUGCUUUGAUUGCUGCCUUCAUGGACCAAACCAGAAUAACCGGGGAUCGCUCUCAGUUUAAUACGCUGCUUCGGCUCAGUGGAUCUGACGAGACGCUUCAUGCACAUGUUGUAUUACUGUUAGUGGUGGGGCUGAAUACAUGUUUGGAGGACAUGCUGAUGCGUCUGGAGUCCGUGUUGAAAAUGUGGAAGCACUCUUCGAGCAGGAAAGUCAGCUAUUUAGUCAGGUGUGUAUUUUCUUCCUGGAUAAAAUGUAGUAGAUGCAGUCAGACUUGCAGUCUUGUUUGUGGAAAGUUAUUUUUAUACCCAGAGUAAUGGAGUAUACGUGUAUGUUGAUAACGUAACCGUUGAUUAGUUUGUUCUGUACCUUUAACCUUUGUGUUAGACCAAAUGAGAAUCUACGACACAACACUGUAUUAACACUGGCUUUGUUCUUUAGGUAGAAUUCAUUUCAUAAUGGUUUUUAAAGAUACAGAUUCUGAUAUUUUUGAACUGAAGCUGCCUAGGCUGAUGUUGGUGCCGAUAUUCACUACAUUCAAUUUGAAAAUGACUAUGCAAAAAAAACCUGAGUAAUUCCCUUUUAAUAAAGUAUUGUUUGAAUAAACAAAUGGGAUUAGAAUAUAUUGCAAAUACAAAAAGAAAGCUGCUCUUUGACCCGUAAACAUAAAACCUGCCACCAGUUAAGAUCGAUUGAGGCGUUCGACUUUUUCAAUAUACUGUCGCUACUGCGCUUCUAACAGAUGCUGAACUUCUUUGUUAGGAUUAGCUGUAGUUUAGCCAGCAACUGCUCAUGUUACUAUUGGCAGCCUGAAGUCACACAUCACAUUCCUACCUUUACGGAUUAUUGUCCAAAGAUGAGUUAAACCACUCUUACUCUAUUAUCUAUAUACGUGUACAUUUAAUACUGAUUACUUUCAGUUUCAGCAUCGUAAUCAUUUCACCGUCUCCACCAAAGACAGUUGCUGCUGUAUCGUCCAAUUCCAUUUAGAGAAUUAUCUUCAAAUAGAACAAAACGGACAGGUUAGGAUGUGGAUCAAAGUCAGUUUCCACGUUAAUGUAAUCGCAGGUGAUUCCAGAUGCACUCGUGGAUAUUAAUCUGAAGGUUUAAAUUGGUUUGUUGACUUCUAGGCAGACGAGACGCAAUUCCAGUGGAACCUCAGUUAACUGUGAUGUGUGGCUUUGUCAUUCUAUAACUCAUUCUUUUUCUAAAAUUUAGGGAACACUACCAUCAGUAGGGAACCAAAGGUCAUCAGACAUUUCAUUUCAUGAGAAUUUACUGUUUGGGUAUUUGUCGCUGGAAACAUCCAGUUGAUCUUAUCUGUUAGAUACAAUAUAAUUCAGCAAUACAUAAAUCAUUUUAUAAUGUCUGAGGAGUAAAUCUGGGUUGUGUCUCCUUUCGUCAGCUGAGCUGUUUGGUCACAGACUUAAAUCUAAUAUGCCUGUUACAUACUUGAAUGCUUGCUUCAUCUCAUUCAGUAGAGUACUACAGAUGAACCAAAUAACUUACUCUGAGAGAGGUGUGUCCCAGUACAAAUCAUUAGUAUGUAAAGAUCUAGCAGAAACGCCACCUGAAAGCUGCUGUGUACAACUUACCUUUUCUGUUCUAGCUGCUGGAGCUCCUUGGGGUUAAUUGUUUUGCUCAAGGGCACCAUGACAAUCUGUUAUCAGAAUGGACUUCCCCUGCCCACGAUUUUCACAACUGUUUGUCAUCUGUAAUUCAAGUUAAGAGGACCAGCUAAUAUCAAGAGUGUGCAUUUAUGUAAAAGCAUUUAAGGUAUUUUUUUUUUUUAUUGUGUACACAGCAAAACUCAUGGCACAGCUGAGACUCAUUUCAUUCCUUUUAAGGCUCUUCAAGAUAAAGAUUUUUGUUAGAUUUAGUUUUUGUCAAGUAAACUGUUAGAAAUGAGGAUCUAUUCCAGAACGGGCUUUUAGGAACACCAAAGAUGUAUCAGCGCCAUCUAGUGCCAGAAAUGUCGUUAUAAAGUUUUUACCAAGUUCUACAAAAUAAAAUGUAAUAUUGUGAUUCAUCAAAUAAAAGGAAAUAUUUAAAUC